AUGGAUAUCGAUUAUCGUGACACUUUCCCGCGUCAUCAAAAAUUUCUCCAUCCCGGAUCGCAGACAAUAUUACCACCCAACAAUAUACGUUGUUCGUUGCAACGAUGGGUUCUUAAGCAAAAUAUCGAUAAAAAUUAUCAGCAACUCAAUCAGUAUCGCCUCAUGCAGGAAAUUGGACAUGGUUCAUAUGGGAUAGUGAAAUUGGCUUAUAACGAAAAAGAUAAAAAUUUAUAUGCGCUGAAAGUGCUCGAUAAGAUGAAAUUGCUCAAAAAUUUUGCUUAUUUCCGUCCUCCACCAACACGUCGGACGAGUAAUUGUCCGUCAUUUCCGCAUGAUCCGAUACAAGCCGUUCAACGUGAAAUUGCAAUUCUCAAAAAGCUCAAUCAUCCAAAUAUUGUAAAACUUAUUGAGGUAUUAAACGAUCCAACUGACAAAUACUUUUAUAUGGUUUUCGAAAUAAUUGAAAAUGGGCCUGUUUUAGAAAUUCCAACGGAAAAUCCAUUAGAUGAAAGAAUUGCAUGGUCAUAUUUCCGUGAUGUCGUCAAAGGACUGGAAUAUCUUCAUUAUCAGAAAAUAGUUCAUCGAGAUAUCAAACCAUCGAAUUUAUUGCUCUCAAAAACAGGUCAUGUUAAGAUAACAGAUUUUGGGAUUUCCUAUGAAUUUCAAGGUAUUGAUGCAUUUUUAUCUGGGACUGUUGGAACGCCGGCAUUUAUGGCACCUGAAGCGCUCACAGAAGAUUCAUCGUGUUUCUACAGUGGUCGAGCUCAGGAUAUCUGGUCCUUAGGUAUCACAUUGUAUGCUUUCGUUUAUGGUGCAGUACCAUUUUGGGAUUCAUGCAUGACAGCUUUGUAUAAAAAAAUUAGAAAUGAUGCUGUUAGUUUUCCGAAAACGCCCAUAAUAAGCAAGCCAUUGGAAUUGCUGAUUUUAAGCCUACUCAAAAAAGAUCCAGGCUUGAGACUUAUGAUGAAUGAAAUUAAGGAACAUGAAUGGAUAACACAAAACAAUCGCUAUCCGAUGCCUUCUGAAGCUGAAAAUUGUGAACUGAUAACGGUUACAACUCAGGAAAUUCAAAAUUGUGUACGAACCAUACGACAUUUGGAUACACUAGUUUUUGUGAAAUUUAUAGUACAUCGUCGAAGAUUUGGCAAUCCUUUCAAAAUUGUGGAGAAGAACAAUACUAACUUACGUAAGAUAGCAUCAGAAAGUGAUUUAUUAUCGAUUGAUCAGAAUAAUGAAAAAAUUAUCAGAUCUGAUAACAGCAGUUCGAUAUAUAUGUUAAAUGUGAAAACGAAGAAUUUAUUGCUGGAUGGUGAAAGAAUUGAAUCAACCAGAAGUGAUAGUGUUGAUAAGAUGAAAACGAUCAGAAAUGAUAGUGUUGAUAAGACCGUAAAUCAAAAUACUGGCAAUUAG
Messenger RNA from Cercopithifilaria johnstoni, 1410 nucleotides. Lineage: Eukaryota; Metazoa; Nematoda; Chromadorea; Rhabditida; Onchocercidae. The record is from the annotation of a GenBank genome assembly.